GGGAGUGGUGUGUGAUCCUCCAGAGAGAGAGCCAGAGCCUCCGCCUUACAGCCCUCAACACCACCUGAGGGGCGGCACUACACUCUCACUUCCCUUAUCCCGCCACCUGACAGUUCAACGUGUGGCGCCAAAUUGAAUGGGGAAGAAUGGACCGAGUGGAGGAGUUAAGACAGCAGCUGAAGGAGGCAUUGGAGAUGUUCCACCACUCACAGCAGAAGAAGUGGCUCUAUCUCCAAGAGAUUCACAAGACUAUCCUGGAAAUUUUGGGUAAAUAUAUGGCAGAGACAAUACGACUGAAUAUCCAAAGUUACUUUGAAGAGAGGAAUGAAAAUCUUCAUAUAACUCUCAAGAACAUAGAUGACUCCCUCAAUCAAGCGUCUGAGGCUCAUGCUACAAUUUGUAGCUACAGAUCAAAACUUAUUGAUGCUUGCAAUGACAGAAUACAGCCGACAGUCAAGGUUGAUGAUGGCGAUAUACUGUUGAGUGAAGUAGGACUGAGUGACCUACAGAAUAUGUCCAGCAAAACAGAGCAGUGUGUCCUGCAGAUUAGUGACCUACAGGACAGAUAUUGUUCUCUCAUGGUUGACAUUGAGGACAGAGUCAUUCAAAGGGUUGAUGGCCUCCUCAAUGACAUGGAAGCCCAGAUUAAGCAAUUGGAUCAAGAGAGGAGCAAUGAGGUUGCAUCUCUCAUAGAUGCCAGCAAUGAGGAACUAGACAAAGCUGUGCAGGUUUUGCAGAGUAUGGAACAGAUGAAGCAACAAAUGGAGUCUCUCUUUCAAAUUCUUAAAAAACCUAACUCGACGUUUUAAAAUGGAUUAUAUAUUUAUUAAGGAGGAGAUAUUUUCUUUUUCCAAAGGUGCAAUUAGAAAGUAGAGAUCCGGCAAAGUAAAAUAUUUGUUUCAUGGAGUACAGUACAGUACUGUAAUAUACCAUCAUUAAAAUAAAACCUUUAAUACUUUAAAAGAAAUAUUUGUGGUAACUAUUCAUUGUACAGAACUACAUGGUGGCAAUGCUGUAGGCCUUAAAAUGUUGGCAAUGAUAACUACGUACUGUACAGAGCUACACUUAUUUUGCACGUCUUCCAAUUUGUUUAUGAGAAUAUGGUUCGGGAAUUUCAAUGGAUUUUGUACUUACAUGUGUGUGUAAUUUUGUAGAUGCAAGACAACAAGGCUUCUUCUCAAAAAGCUACACUGUACAUAAUUUUCCAAAUCAGACUAAAUGUAAAACCAAUUUUAUCACAAGAUAUUGGCUUUAUAACCAGUCCUUAAUUUCUUUGUUUUUUAUCAGCUUGAAAAACCAUUAUUCAAGUGAUUAUAAUAUCUGAUUUUCAUUAAUCAACAGAAUAUGCAAGAAACAUGUCCCUGUCUGACUCUGUGGUCCAGUGUUCAGUUAAAUUACGCUCUACCGUCCAGCCCGAGUGGUUGGGCAUGCAAACAGUAAGAAAAUGUAUUUUUUUGUGGAAUAAGACCAGUCCUAUGGAAGAACAUCUUCAGGAAGUAAACUUUAAUUACAGUAGUAACCUAUUUAAAUGUGUAAAUAUUAUUUACCAGGAGAAUGUAAAUAUUAUUUACCAAGAGUAAUAAGUAAAUAUUAACAGAAGGCACCAAGCUGGGAAGACCAUAUUGCAAACUCCAGUAAUAGUUCUUAAGUCAUUGUCGUACUCUUCAGCAUUUAGUAACAUGAGGUAUCAGCCUUGUGUUACAUAACUGGUAGAAAUUUGAAAACUGGCCACUUUAAUCUCUUUCAUAAAAGUUGCACGUCAAGAUUUAUUAGUCCUAGAAAGUGUUUUCGCAUCUAUCAAGUUCACCGGUACAAAACACAGCUACAGUACUGUCAAAGGUGAGGCUGCUCUUGCCUUUUUACAUACAAAAAGCUAUACGGCAUAUUGUAAUACCUGUCAUUAUUAUAGCUUCAAAGCAGCAGAGAAACAUGCCAUACUGGAUUAUAUUUAAAUUUGAAGGGUAAUAGUGGUUGUUUGCAUAUACAGGUACAGUACCGAGAAAUGAAAGGCGAGUCCACAUUCAGCUUUGCAAUUUCAGAUAAGUGGUGAUUGGUAUCUUUGGAACACUGAUUUUUGUGGAACCAUUGCUUUCUUAUUUGUUUCAUUACCUGUUCUAGGUUUGUGUUGUCUGGAGAAGCCCAGUUGGCUCCCUGAGAUAACUUCUCUCUAUCGAGUCACAUCAUCCAUUGGAGUCAUGUACAGUAUGGCCGACCAGAAUCUGGCAUCUCACAUGAGCACAGGGAGCGUGGGGAUAUUUACUCGUGUGGGUGUUUCUUUUGGCUCUUUUGGUGGCCCCCAGCCUUAGUUUCUGGCAGUUCUAGCCUAGUGUUUAAUCCCAGGUGUUUUUCUGUGGCUGUGUUUCUUCCAGCAGAUUGGCUCAGUAAUGUACCAGCCUGGUUUGAAACUUUUCUAUUCUACACGUCUGGUACUUUGUGUGUGUAUUGCCAUUUGUAUAGUGAGCAGGUGGCUAUGUUGACC
Messenger RNA from Procambarus clarkii (red swamp crayfish), 2479 nucleotides. The record is from RefSeq and is a predicted model, not a curated record. Lineage: Eukaryota; Metazoa; Arthropoda; Malacostraca; Decapoda; Cambaridae.